ACGCCCCCUUUUCUUUCUCUCGCAAAGGACCCCGGCCGCCUCCCACACACACACUUAGUUGCCGACCCCCCCACUCGUGGCCGCUGGUGGCCGCAUGCGCUCGGCUCCGCACUCGAGGCGUGGAGCCACUCGGAACGGCAGCUGGUGAAAUGUGAUCCUUCUCCACUUCUUCUUCUUCUUCUUCUUCCUUUUUUUUUCCUGUCAAAGAUGCCGGACUCGAGCGACAGUGGCUUCCUCUGCUGCGCUUUGCUGCUCUUGCUGCUCGGCUCCGUUUCCGCCCCGCCGUCCUCGUCCUCGUCCUCCUGCCCGCCGGGCUGCGAGUGCUCCGAGGCGGCGCACACGGUCAAGUGCGUGGCCAAGGACCUGCGGGGCGUUCCAGUCGGGCUCCCCGGGUACACCCGGAACCUUUUCAUUACCGGCAACCACAUCGAGCGCAUCGGACCGGACUCUUUCAAGGGCCUCCACAAUGUCACCAACCUUUCCCUCAGCAACAACAACAUUUCCGAGGUGGACUCGCACGCCUUCUCCGGCCUGCCGAGUCUCCGCUCGCUGGACCUGAGCUCCAACCGGCUGGCGGCGGUCCACCCGGAGGCCUUCGCGGUGGCCGACCAAUCGCUACGCCAGCUCAACCUGAGUCGCGCCCUCUCCAACCAGUCGGCCAUGUCGGACGUGGCCGCGGCGCUGCGCCGGAGCGCCCUGACCUCGUUGCGCGGCCUGGACCUGUCGCACAACGGCCUCAUCUACCUGCCGCCGCGUAUUUUCUCCCAGCUGGGCGGACUUCGCCGGCUGCUGCUCGCCAACAACUCCCUGGUGGCCGUGCGCAACGCCACCCUGGCCGGUUUGGGGGCUCUGCGGGAGCUGGACCUGAGGCUCAACUCGCUGAAGAACGUCCCCGAGGAGGGCCUGCGCGAGCUGGACUCGCUGCCGGAGGCCGAGAUCCUCCUGGGGGAGAACCCCUUCACGUGCGUGUGCGGUCUCGAACCUUUCGCCCGCUGGCUAAACCGCUCCCGGGGACGCGUGCGCGACCCCGAGGGGCUGGUCUGCGCCUUCCCCGCCGCCCUGAGAAACGCCUCCCUGCUCUCUGCGGUGGGCGCCGCCGGCAGCCUGGGCUGCCGCCAAGUGGGCGCCGGCGCCCACUUGGCCCUGCAGACCUCCUACGUCUUUCUGGGUCUGGUGCUGGGUCUGGUGGGUCUGGUCUUCCUCUUUGUGCUCUACCUGAACCGCAGGGGGAUCAAGAAGCGCGUGUACGACAUGCGCGAUGCCUGCAGGGAGGUGUGGGACGGCUACCGCUACCGCUUCGAGAUCGACUCGGACCCCCGCCUGUCCCAGGUGUCCUCGGGCGCGGACGCGUAAAACCCGAGCGAGCCCACUGGAACCCGAAACCCGUGGACGAGCGAUGACCCCGCCGCGGGCAUCUACCUGACUCCCCCUUCUCGUCUUGUCUUCCAGCAAGUGCCUCGAGUCCGCACACCCCGGACUGGUUUGCAGGUCAAUAGCAGAGCGCAAAUGGACAAAGCAAACGGAGGUUUGAAAUCGGAUGACUUCGGGGCGGGAGAAGCACGGGGUGCGCCCUACAUUGUGUCGACAUGUAGAUAGUCGGUGCACGUGCGCACAUGUGCACGUGCGUGUCCAUCGAUCUAAUACUGGCAGCAAAUUGGACUUGUUUGCAGCCCUUCGCAUCAGGAAGGAGGAGGAGGAGGAUAAUUCAACACAGGCUGAGCUUCUCCAAUCCACCCCCCACCCUGCCCUCCCCCCUUUUCCCCCCGUGAAGCGUUGCUUUGUUUCUGCGCCUCAACUUUUAUUGUCACAAUGAUGAGAACCAGUCGCGGAGGCCAAAGCGCUUCAAAAGCCAGCCCCACCUUUUUCUGUUGGAGGAACUUUUCUCCCUUUUCUUUCAUGCCAUGAUAAGAUCCAGAUGAUUCCGGAGAACAGCGGCCAGAGUCAUUCAGCGGGAACCACUGAAGUUGACAUUUUACGGGCGUUUGCUUUUUCCUUUCUUUCCUUUUCUUUCACGCACGAAGGCAUAAAUACCUUGUCGUGUAUGUUGGAGUCGAGGCGACAAAAGAUUUCAUUGCCCCUCAUUUUGCUGUGCUUUCGGUUAUUUCGGGGAAAAGCCUCUCCUUUUUUUUUUCAAGCCCAAGAAGAAGCGCGUCCUCCUAUUCACUGCUUCGCGGUUUACCGCACGUGCAAUGCCACAAGAAAACAACGCAAAGCGCCGCUGUCUCGACAAGCCUCAUGGAGUUGAAACAUACGGUGGUUCGACCAAAACGAAAUGGAGAGAGUGACCCUUUUUUUGGGCCCGUGUCGGGAUCUUGAGUUGGAGUCCCAAAUGACCAAUUUUCAAUAUGAUCCCAAUAAAACUGUGAGCUGUGUUGUGCGCGGGCGUGCGCGCACACA
This is a messenger RNA of Hippocampus comes (tiger tail seahorse), 2397 nucleotides long. It is a transcript of the gene tpbg1b, whose product is annotated as trophoblast glycoprotein 1b. Gene Ontology annotation, cellular component: plasma membrane. The transcript is spliced from 2 exons. NCBI's taxonomy places the organism in Eukaryota, Metazoa, Chordata, Actinopteri, Syngnathiformes, Syngnathidae. Gene Ontology annotation, biological process: negative regulation of canonical Wnt signaling pathway. The record is from RefSeq and is a predicted model, not a curated record. Gene Ontology annotation, molecular function: protein binding. Bases 208 to 1353 code for a protein of 381 amino acids.